AUGACAGUAGACGACCACGAUGUUUCCGGCUUUCAAGGUUUAAUGAGCUCCUUAAACCUUGAUCCUACACAAUUCAAACAAUAUGAUCCACUAUUAUUCCCACAGUUCACAUUCCAGCAACUUCUGAAUCUCAAACUGGAAAUUGAAUCGCAAUUGAGUAUUUUGGGUAAUUUGUUGUCACAAAAGUAUGGCGCAGAUAUGAAUACCCCAUUAGUGUCACCGGAUGGAUUCCCUCGUAGUGAUAUUGAUGUGGUUACGAUUCGACUUUUACGGGUGCAAAUUAUUCGAUUAAGGAAUGAUUACAAGGACGUGCUCAAGGUUCUUGAGAACAAAAUGGAAGAGGAGUUCAAGAGACUCCAAGCAGAGGAACCCGAAUCAGCUAAACUGGAUGCGACAAAAGAGAGUCAUCAGAAACAAGGAGAAAUGGCUGGAUCGGCUUUAGAACAUACAUAUACUCCGUUUGCAAUUGUGAAAGAAGUUAUAGCUGGUGGACCAGCAGAAGCAGCGGGUUUGGAAGAAGAAGAUAAGAUUGUUUUAUUUGAUGGUGAUAUACAUUCUCUGAAUAACGAAAGCUUACAAAGAUUAGUUGAACGAGUGAGAAGGAAAAAUGGACUGAACAUACUGAUGAAAGUGCAGCGACGUGAGAAAAGUAUCAAUUUAACCUUACGGCCAACUGAUCAGUGGGGCGGUAAAGGCUUAUUGGGAUGUCGGAUCGUUCCAAUUAAUAGUUGA
Molecule: messenger RNA, 732 nt
Organism: Lodderomyces elongisporus
Lineage: Eukaryota; Fungi; Ascomycota; Pichiomycetes; Serinales; Debaryomycetaceae
Gene: NAS2
Exons: 1
Coding region: 1-732 (243 amino acids)
Biological process (GO): proteasome regulatory particle assembly
Cellular component (GO): cytoplasm; nucleus
Molecular function (GO): protein binding
Source: RefSeq, a predicted model, not a curated record